ACUCUUUAAAAAAUUAAAAUACUGAAACAGUAAUUUGAGGGACAAAUCGAUUAGCUAUCAUUCGAAUUUCGAAUGUUACUGAAAAAAAAAGAAAAAAAAAAAGAAAGAAAGAAACGUCGAACACCCAGUUUCUUCAAUAGACUUCUCUCCUCACAUUCUUCACCACAAACCCCAACCCUAAUCGAGGACUUUCCAUCUCCGUGGUUCUCUCUCCUCGGGCCAAAAAUGUCGCACUUCGGAAGGACAGGCCCUCCGGACAUCAGUGAUACCUAUUCUCUCCUCGUUCUCAAUGUCACCUUCCGUACGACUGCGGAUGAUCUAUUCCCAUAUUUUGAUAAAUAUGGCAAAGUCGUGGAUAUCUUCAUCCCUAGAAAUCGAAGGACUGGUGACUCAAGGGGCUUUGCUUUUGUGCGGUACAAGUAUGCUGAUGAGGCACAGAAAGCAGUGGAUAGGCUAGAUGGUAAAGUUAUAGAUGGUCGAGAGAUAGCAGUUCAGUUUGCGAAAUAUGGGCCAAAUGCGGAGAGGAUUCAAAAAGGGAGAAUUAUUGAAUCAUCCUCAAGGUCAAGAAGUCGCAGUCCUCGCAGAAGGCACCGAGAUGACUACAGAGAUCGGGAUUACAGAAGAGGGCGCAGUAGAAGUCUUGAUAGAUAUGAUCGUGAUAAGUAUGGGAGGGAAAGGGAUUAUCGUCACCGGAGUAGGAGUCGCAGUGUUAGUCCUGACUACCAUAGGGCUCGGGGAAGAGGCCGUUAUUAUGAUGAGCAUCGAAGCCGAAGCCGAAGCCGAAGCCAUUCAAUGGAUAGUGCGUCUCCCAUUCGGCGUAGUCCCAGUCUUCACAGAAGUCCUUCACCACAAAGGCCUCCAUCUCCUAGGGGUCAAAGUCCUGAUAGGCACAGCCGUGAGGGAAGGUCCCCAACUCCUCUCAGUAUUUCAUCCAGGGGUCGGUCUGCCGAUCCUUGAAGCCAAUCCCCUCGAAAAUUAGAUGAUGAAUGAUUAAUUUGGCUGCCUGGAAAUUCAUGGAGACAUCUUGAGUGGUGUACUUGCGGGUUUUAUGCUGAUGUUGAUGACCCUUGAUCGUCGUGCACGUUCUUAUCAGAAUCUUAAGUGCUAGUUUUGGUAGGACUAUGAACUCUUUGAUGUUUAAGCAUUUAUCUUGGACCUAAUCCUUGGGUAGGUGUGUAGUGUACCGAUAAAAAGAAAAAAUGGACAUCAUCUUUAGCUGGUCAUUUUCGAAUUUGUGGUCUUCAUAGUUUGUAGGGUGGUAUUUUAGAAUUGAUGGAGUCAUAUCUUAAUAUGGAUCCUUUUUCAUUACACAUUUGAUUUUGUUGCCUUCAAUGCCUGUCCAUCUCUCCCUCUCAAUUUAAGUAUGCUUGGUUAUAUUUUUUUUUACUUUCUUUUGAUUCAUCACGAGCUAUUUAUUGGGUUUUAUAGUUAUGUUCGGGAACAAUGACUGGGGCUUCAUGGGCGGAUGUUGAAUUAUGGUCGUUGAUGCUGUUCCUAAAAUGUAGAUGGAUGAUCGGGAUAUUGAUGCUGGUUGCAGCAGUAUGCUGGUUUUAGAAGUAUGGUUGUUUUAGCAGUAUGCUGGCUGCAGAGGACUUAUAUAUGUUAACUAGUUUUCUCUGGAUGAUCUAAUCUUUGGUAAGAUUUAUAUAGCUUUACUUUUUUUUUUAAAAAAGAAAGAUUUAUAUAGCUCAGCUAUUUGUUUCAGAAAAAUCAUAUCCUUCAGGAUUCUGGUUCUGACUUGAUAAUCCUUUUUGGUCUUUUUGACUGAUAUUGGGGAAAAAAUGGUCCUAAAAGAGGUUCUAGUUGCUGUGAUGGUCUAACGACAUGAACAUUUAUUUAACUUCUAGCUGAUGCUGCACAUAUGAGAUGGACCUAUGAUUCAUUGACUGCGAUGUGGAUACCGAACGUGAACUGCAAGUUCUAUAUAUGAAUACUUGAAUGCUGGUGCGAAUUUUGCUGCAGAAUAAUGAGGCAUGGUAAUAAGUUUGUGAUUAAUAAUUAUGUUUUAGGGUUAUUGGAAUUUACAAUAUUAAUCACUGCCCUUUAAGAUUAUAACUUCUGCUGCUUACUGUAGUGGAGAUGUUUUUAGCACAUGGGCACAUGACCGUAGCUGUGAAGUGGUUGCUGAUGCCUGUUCUGUUCUCUGUUUGGUUGGUGAUUAACUUUUGCAGUAUUAGGGAAUAAAUACUGCUACUGGUCUGUUGCUGCCCACUCUAUAUUAGUUGGGGUUGGCAAUUUUACUAGCUGUUGUGAGACUGAUUGUCGUUGCCAAGCUGUGUUGCUUGCUUGCCAACAAUCAAUUCUUAAUUUAUAGUCAUACAUAUGCAUAGUGUUAUGCUUUGUGCCUGUGGAUUUAUGCUUUUGUCUCACUGUAACAAGUUUAGUGCUAUGAAAAUUUGAUUCUAUACUUAA
Messenger RNA from Juglans microcarpa x Juglans regia, 2412 nucleotides. Its product is annotated as serine/arginine-rich splicing factor SC35-like. Lineage: Eukaryota; Viridiplantae; Streptophyta; Magnoliopsida; Fagales; Juglandaceae. The record is from RefSeq and is a predicted model, not a curated record. Bases 73 to 957 code for a protein of 294 amino acids. Gene Ontology annotation, molecular function: RNA binding. The transcript is spliced from 8 exons.